AUGUACUUCAAUGACUAAAGCAGAUAGAUGAUCUGUUGAAUGCUGCAUGAAGCAUUCAUUCAUCUGGCAAACAUGAAGUCAAAGGUUUUCUGUCUGCUGUCGCUCUGUUUCUUAAUUAAUCCCUCUGAUCUUCAUCCACUCAUCCGCCCAAGAAAUGGACUUCGUGAAUGUCGCAAAAACUCAACUUUGACAGCAUUGGAGGUUCUACCAGGUGGCGGUUGGGAUAACCUGCGUAACAUAGACAUGGGACGAGUGAUGAAUCUGAGCUAUUCCCAGUGCCAGACCACUGAAGAUGGUAUUUAUUUCAUUCCUGAUGAAGUCUUCGUCAUUCCACAGAAAAUAAGCGGAGUGGAAACAAACUCUGAGAUCAUCACGUCAUGGCUGGACCAGAAAAGCUCAACUUCGAGCUCUAUAAAUGCAGACAUUUCUUACCUUCCGGUGGUCAAUGCAAAAUUCUCUACAGAAAACCAGCGUAUGAAAACCCAUCAAGUGAAAGGCAAUUCAGUAACCGCUCGGGUUCAAGUGCGUAACCAUCUGUAUACAGUAAAAGCGUAUCCUGAUUUCACACUGGACUCUCGAUUUGCUCAUCAGGCAGAGGAAAUUGCAGACGCUGUUGAGAACAACCAAACACGUCAAGCAACUUACCUGUCAGAGAAACUUAUUCUUGACUAUGGUACUCAUGUUAUCACAAGUGUUGAUGCCGGUGCCACUUUAGUGCAGGAGGACUAUCUAAAAAUGUCCUAUGUCUCUAACAGUCAGUCAGACACAUCUUCUAUCUCUGCAUCAGCAGGCUUUAACUUCUUUGACAAAGUAAAAUUUGAUAUUGGUGGCAAGGAUACUCAAGGAAGCUCUGAAACAAGCGGUUAUCAGGGUAACAUCACAUAUUCUUUAAUUCAGAGUCAUGGAGGGGCUUUAUUUUACCCAGGCAUCACUCUACAGAAGUGGCAGGAGAGUACGCUCAAUAAUCUGGUGGCUAUUGAUCGCUCUGGAGUGCCACUGCACUAUUUUCUCAAUCCAUCAACAUUUCCAGACCUUCCAGUGCCGACAGUAAACAAAAUUGCUUUAUCAGUCAAAAAGGCUGCAGAACGCUACUAUAAGGUCAACACAAUUCCAGGGUGUGUAAAUCCAGAUUCUAAAAAUUUCAACUUUCAGGCAAAUGUGGAUGAUGCUUCUUGUGAGGGUCCGGUCACUAAUCUUAGCUUUGGUGGUGUUUACCAAGCAUGCACUUCGUUAAGCCAAGAUGGAAAUGUCAUCUGUGAUGAGUUAGCACAGAAGAAUCCAGCCACUGGUGAUUUUUCAUGUCCUCAGCUGUAUACUGCCACCCUAUUACGGUCGGAGACAAUAGAAAGAGGUUAUAAUAAGUAUGAGUGCCACGGGUACUGUCAUUCAUGUGGUUUCUUAUGGCUGUCUACUUGUUGUGGCCAAACGUGUGGUGAUUCUUACUAUGUCCGUCGUGCAAAAAUGGACACAUAUUGGUGUUCCACAACUCAGAAAACUCCUCAGUACUCUGGGUAUCUUUUCGGAGGUCUGUUUGGAUCAUCUUUACAAAACCCAAUUACUAAAUCUCAUGGUUGUCCACCGAAUUUCUUUGCCCAGAGAUUUUUGUCUAAUGGCAUGAUGGUUUGUCUGAGCAACGAUUACGAGAUGGGAACCAGAUUUUCUGUACCUUUUGGUGGUUUCUUUAGCUGUCAGUCUGGCAAUGCUCUUGCACAGGGACAGUCUCGCUGUCCACCUCAGUUCAGCCAACAUUUAGCUGCUAUUAGUGAUGGCUGUCAGGUGUUGUUUUGCGUCCAGUCAGGUGUGUUCACUGGUGGUCAGUUAAAGCCUGUUCGCCUGCCACCGUUCUCAAGACCACCACUGAUCAGCAUGAUUGCUACAAACACUGUAGCUGUAAUGACAGAAGGCGAUCGGUCCUGGGUGAGAGUUGAAGGAACUAAGAUGUGGCGACUGGCAAAGGCCAAUGAAAUUCAUCAAAUGGCACCAAUGUUUGAAAAAUCUCACAUGUCUGGAGGAGAAAAGGCUGGUGUAGCUAUUGGUGCGAUUGUUUUAAUUGCUCUUGUGGUGGUAGGGACAGUGUUUGUUGUGAAAAGGAGAAGGAGAUUUUCUGGUCUCAGUGUAGGCAGAGGAUAUGAAGAGCUUCAUGGUGAGGGUCAAAGUGAGAGUGUUGUAGAGAUCCAAAGAGAGCCACAGAAUGAGAAUGUCAAUGAAAACCCCACUCAACCUCUAUUGGCACAAUGAUCUCUUUAAAAUAGCAGCAAAGCAAGCUUGGCAUUUGUUGGCAUUAGCAGUGUACUAUAAACAUAAUUUUGCACAUUUCUUUUACAACUGACAAAUUAUAUAACGUCCUAUCAAUGUAAAUAAAAAAAUGAAAUUGAGAAUUCUUAAAGGGACACUUCACCCAUUUGCUUUAAGCUUUUUAUAGUUAGAACCCCAGUCAUGUUUUUGAAUGGUCGUGCAUCAUUUCCUCAGUUGCCAGUGAGACAGGAGAAAUACAGAUUUCAGUGUUGCACUUCCUUCUUUCAAUGAUGUAAAAAUCAUCAUUUUGACUUCAAAUAUGACACACUUUCAAUAAAGAUGAAUGUUUCUACGGGUAAAAUGCUCCUUUAAGGAAGUUUUAAAGUAAAGGUGUCAAAUCUUUUAAUUAUUUUAGUUAAUCUAUUUUAUUAACAUACUGUUGAAAUAAUGCUAUUUAAUAUAAGUAGCUUUCAAGGGGGAAAGGAAAAAACUGAAAUGCAGAAUUAACUUCUGUAUACAAAAUGCUUUAAAUGUAUUUACUGUUAAAUAAAUGUCUUAUCUGUCUCAA
Molecule: messenger RNA, 2803 nt
Organism: Paramisgurnus dabryanus
Lineage: Eukaryota; Metazoa; Chordata; Actinopteri; Cypriniformes; Cobitidae
Product: macrophage-expressed gene 1 protein
Source: RefSeq, a predicted model, not a curated record